AUGACCGGAUCCGCGGUAACUCUGGUGAUCAAUUAUCCCACAGAGAGGGGGGGGGGGGGGGGUGAGGGGGGGGGGUGCCCAGGAGAGGGGCCAAAGCAGUGGGCACAGGACAACAGAUACCCCCCUCCUCCCUCCACCCAUAGAGCUGUUUCUGUGAGGCUGAAUGGGGCAGAGCGAGCUGAGGACCCAGAGAGUCCAGACCGCUGCGGAGAAACCACCUCCACGCCAGGAAAGAUGGCGUCCCCCUCCCCCUCGUCCUCUCGGGGCCCCUCCCCUCAGAAAGUGUGCCACUCUCAGACUCAGACGGACGUACUGAAGCCGCUGCUGGGGGCGGCCAUUGCUGGAGUGGGCGGAGCUCUGAGGAAAAGGAGGCGUGUCAUGUCCAAAGAUGGCCGCAGCAACAUCCGCAUCGAGCACCAGAGCGGCCGCAGCGCCCUCUACCUGCGGGACCUGUGGACUACGUUCGUGGACAUGCAGUGGAGGUACAAGUUCUUCCUGUUCACCGCCACCUUCGCCGGCACCUGGUUCGUGUUCGGCGUCUUAUGGUACAUGGUGGCGCUGGUGCACGGAGACCUGCUCGCCCCGGUCCCACCUCGGUCCAGCCCCGGUCCAACCUCGGUCCAGCCCCGGUCCCACCUCAGUCCAGCCCCGGUCCAACCUCGGUCCAGCCCCGGUCGCACCUCGGUCCAGCCCCGGUCCCACCUCGGUCCAGCUCCUUUCCAACCUCGGUCCAGCCCCGGUCCAACCUCGGUCCAGCCUCGGUCCAACCUCGGUCCAACCUCGGUCCAGCCCCGGUCCCACCUCGGUCCAGCCUCGGUCCUGGUCGGUCUAUAG
This is a messenger RNA of Knipowitschia caucasica, 834 nucleotides long. The record is from the annotation of a GenBank genome assembly. NCBI's taxonomy places the organism in Eukaryota, Metazoa, Chordata, Actinopteri, Gobiiformes, Gobiidae.